This is a messenger RNA of Ilex paraguariensis (yerba mate), 471 nucleotides long. NCBI's taxonomy places the organism in Eukaryota, Viridiplantae, Streptophyta, Magnoliopsida, Aquifoliales, Aquifoliaceae. The record is from the annotation of a GenBank genome assembly.
AUGGGGAUUGUUCUUGAAAAUACUCAUUUGAAGUAUUCAUUGGGUGAGUUUUCAGGAAAUUUCCUUGUUAGCAAGGAACCUCCACAUCGUCCAAUUUUGCUCGACUUUGGGCUUACAAAGAUGCUAUCAAGCUCUAUGAAGCAAGCUUUAGCAAAAAUGUUUCUGGCAUCUGCUGAGGGGGACCAUGUGGCACUCCUGUCUGCAUUUGCAGAAAUGGGACUUAAGUUGCGUCUUGACAUACCGGAGCAAGCCAUGGAGGUAACAAAUGUGUUUUUCCGUACUUCAAUGCCCGCAAAGGAAGCACUUGAAAAUACAAAAUCUUUGGUUGAGCAAAGGACCAAAAACUUGAAAGCCCUACAGGGAAAGAUGAAGCUCAACCCAAAAGAAGUUAAACGUUUUAAUCCCGUUGAUGCUUUUCCCGGCGAUAUUGUGAUAUUUUCCCGGGUUGUUAAUCUGCUUAGAGGUCUUUAA